AUGGACCUGCGGAAGGUGAGCGAGCUGCGGGCCUUCGUCAAACUCUGCAAGGAGAACCCGGCCAUCCUGCACAGCGACGACCUGCGCUUCUUCCGCGACUGGGUGGAGGGGUAAGUCGGGGGGGGGGAGAGCCCCUCAUGGGGCGGCGCUGGAGAAGGUGGAGGUGGGGGUAGAGUGGGGUCCUCUGUAUCCCCGUUUCUUCCUCUCUCUCUCCCCCUCACCCCCGUUUUCAGGUGAUGAAAGUGUCUCAGUUUUCGGACGGUAGGGCUGGGGGGGGGGCUGCUGGGUUUUUGCGGGAGGGGGGUGUUUGGUGGGCGGCGAACCCUGGAUCAGGCCUCGAUAAUAAGAGAGAAGUCGGGCUUGAAAAGCGCGGAGCUGGAGGAGUUGCAGGGACUUGUAUGGGGCUGGGAAGAUGGGGAAUUCAUUAGAAUAAUUUAUUUGCCUUGCGAAAGGUGCCUGCUUUGGUUUGAGUAUUCAAUCCUUUCCCUGGAAUCCGAGGCUGUUCGAGGGACGGAUGGCCGGAUCUCUGGACGGAAGGCCUAGCCGUGUCAUUGGAAACCUGUUCUUCUCACGUCCAGUUACUCCACUCCCCCCCUUUCUCGGCAAGGAAAGGGUUUCAGGCUGUUACAAUUAACAUGUGCUCUUUAAUCCCCUCGGUGUACCAACAUUUCUGCUGCCCAGAAAACGUUGUUUCGUGCCUGAGGAAAGGAUAAGAGAAAGCUUUCAGAUCAUUAUGAUGAUUACUCAGAUGUUGCACUUUCUUAUAUGUAUUUUAAUGCUGGAAUAUUGUCCCCAGUUACUGCACCAGAGCACAUUUAGUGAAAAACAAACAUCAUAAUCUACAUGCCAAGCACAUUUUUGCCUAUGCUUUCCUUUCCACCUGGAAGUUCCUUUUUUGUUGAAAAAAGCAUGCAUUUUGGAGUAGCCUGAAACUGAGUUGCUUAGGAUUGUUAUUUCAUCUUUUAGAAAAAAAGACUGUAUUUAUCAAACGACUUUCUGUGGAAGUGUGUGUAACACAAGCCACAAUGCACCUUGGAUUGUGCAAAUAUAUUGUUGCAUGCCACUCCAAUCUUGGAGCAGGGUGGGAUUCCAGGGGUUCCAAGAGCUUGCCCAGGGUUUUGUUUCCUUCUGGAGUGAAGCACAGCUGAUACUUCAGUGUAUUUAUGAUAUAUGAUUCAGGUAGGUAGCUGUGUUGGUCUGACAGUCGAAACAUAUAAAAAAAAUUAAAAAAUUGUCCAGUAGCACCUUAGAGACCAACUAAAUUUGUUCUUGGUGUAAGCUUUCAUGUGCAUGCAUCUGAAGAAGUGUGCAUGCACACAAAAGCUUAUACCAAGAACAAACGUAGUUGGUCUCUAAGGUGCUACUGGACAAUUUUUAAAUAUGUUUUUAUGAUAUAUGGUUUGUUUACACAUAUAUGCAACCUGAACCUACAAUGGAGGGGAUUCAAACAGAAAUCAAACCUUGCUCUGACUCUCUCACCAGCUUGCAGCUUUACUUCUAGGUCACAUCAUUGCAACUCAGCUCUAAACUCCAGCUUUGUCCUUUUAAUUAACAGAGCUGGGGGAGGGGCACCCCCCCCAGCCGUUUGCCUUCUCACACAGAACCCCUUCUCUUAAUGCCUCAUCACCCAGACUUUCACCUCAACUCAGGAAGCUAGCCUGGCUUAUAUUUUAACACCUGCUAGAUCCAGGGGUUAGAUUAGAAGGAUCUAAUAUAGAGCCUACUUUCUCCCCACCAACUCAUAGCAAUAUGUAACUGUUUCUAGAUUUAGUAUUCAAUUUAUGUAAAACUAAGGUAGAUAGAGCUGCUUUCAUAUUGUUGUAAGCAUGGUUAAAAACAUUUAACUGGAUUACUUAUUGAAAUCUGUACAAUAGUAAAAUUGGCUGUUAAAAUUUUCCAGAUGGUUCUCUAAUAUCCCCUCCAUGAUUUCAGAUCCUGCUUGAAAGCAAUCAGUGUUACAUUGCCAAGAGUGCCAUUUAUGCAGCCAACCACAUUCUAGCUAAAUGAAUUAAAAACCAUUAUGGAGUCCUGUUUCAUAGCCCAGGAAAAUCCCCUCAAGUAAUAAUGUUGAUGAUUCUGUGAAGAAAAGCAGUCUAGCUUUGGCUACAGACCUUAAAGUAUUGUUCCAUGACAGUGCGAAAGCUUGCAUUUCAUGCUGUGGAGGGAGGCGUGUAGAAAGAGUUGUGGCUGAAAGAGCUAUGCUGUGGAGGAGUGUAGAAACAAACAUGGCUGUGUUUACUCUAAGGUAACCUGUAGCUCUAUCUAGUGGGUAGUAAGAUUUCAGGUUUUCUGCUGGAGUGGUAGAGCUUGUUCAUUUGAAAUCUCUUUGUGUGUGAAAUGGUUUUUAUUUUGAAUCAAAUAGUUGUUUAAUAACACAGUCUUGUAGCAUUAGGAGGCUUUGCAUGCAUUGUAAUCAGUGGACUCAGGUAUGCCUAACUCAUACUACGAUUGGGCUAUAUAAAAGUAUCAGUUAGUUUUUGAAUGGUAAAGUCUUCCUAACAAAGUGAGCAGUGAAACUGUAAAUCAAAUAGGGUGGCCAGAGAAUAUUAGUAGUUCUUAUUUGGUGGUUACUCUUCUGGGUUAAUUUUAUUUCAGUUAGAUUUAACAUUUAAUAUUAUUCCUAGAGGAGUGUGUCAGAGAUGCUCCUUUCAUCUCAGAAGUGUUUCACAGAUACUGUAAAUGUUUCUGGAAAGUGCACCAUUAAUUUAUUGAAACAGGAAGUGUGAUUUCCACCACCACCUUUUGCUGUACAUUCUAGGGCAGGGAGGUCCAACCUUUCAGACCAAGUGGGCUGCAAGAGUACUUGACACGGAACCCGCAGGCCACACCCUGCAUUGUUGUGCUGUGGGGGGAGGCCAAAAUUUGAGCCCUUCCCAGCCCUGGGCUCCUUGUAGCCCUCAAGUCAUGUGUUGGAUCAACCAGUUUUAGGGAAAUCAGUUGUUCAAAGCACAUGCUUUGGGAAUCAGAGGUACAGAACAAUGUAGAACAAGCUGAGCACCUGCACCCCUUGCUCUAGGAAAGUUGCUGGGGAUAAUCUACAUUCCACCUCUUUACAGAUAUGUUUUUUCUAGUGUUAUUGCUCGUAACCUUUGUACAUAUCACAGUUCUGACUUGAAAGUAUGGGUAAAAAUGGAGUGUUUUCUUCAGGGUAAUUUCCUUAGUGUUGUGGAAUCAUACUGCGGCAUGUGAAAGUACAAGUUAAAUCUAGAAAUGCUUAACCUUCCACAGCUUUUUCUUUCUUUCCAAAUUUCCUGGAUUAAAAGGCAGCAAAUGCUAGUUAAUUGACAUUGCUAUGCUUAAAGGGGUUUCAGUUGUUCUACCCUAAUAACAUAAAAUUGUGCUGAAGCAUUCUGAGUAGCAAUUCAGAAAAGCAAAUGGGACUAAUUUUAAGGUAAUAGAAUUUCUGUUCAGUUAUUCUUUAGUCAUGAAUAAAUAUUCAUUGCUAACUGUUACUUAGUGGUUUAUACUUUUCAUUUAUCUUAAACCAAAUGUUGUCAAACUCUGUAUCUCACCAAUCUUUUUCUUUUUUUGAACAGUAUGGGAGGUAAAAUACCACCAGCUCCAUGCAACACUUCUCAGGAAGGAGCUGCAGAAGGAGCUGCGGAAGGAACACAUGAGGUAAGAGAGAGGCGCUUGUUAGGAUUAUGGCUUUUAUGUUUGUACAUACCAUUCCUAAUGUAGGGUGCAAUUUGAUCUAAAAAAAUUGACCUGCAUCUCAACUUUGUGCAAUAGUAUGGAUGCUGUCUUAUAAAGAGGGGGGUUGGACUCGAUGGCCCUUGUGGUCUCUUCCAACUCUAUGAUUCUAUGAUUCUAAAUCACAAAUGGGGAGUUGCCUGUAGUCCAAGUGGGAGAUAACCAGAGCAUGUACCGCUCUGGCAAGACAUAAUGCAGGCAGGUAGGGUCUAGGCUGGCUUACCGGAUGGAGCUGAUAGACAUCUGCCCUGGACACAAGUGUGUGUCUCUCCUUCAUGUGUCAACAAGAUCAUUAGUAAUUACUCAGGCUUUCUUUGUGCAUACCUAAAGAUGCAUGUUGGAUACUACAUCCUUUGUUGAUUCCAUUAUAAUCAUUUUUUGAGUACAUAAAGGGCCAUUAGCCUAUGCAGAAAAAUCAUUUGGGAAGAUAUAGUAUAAUGAUUAAUUUCCCUUUUAUACGAAACCCUUGUUGAGAACCAAUUUUACCCACAACAAAAUCUGGGAAUCUGGGAAUUAAACAGGGAUAUGAACAUUGAAGAAGAUAAAUUGAACAAUUUAUGGACAAAAGCACUAUAUAAAUCUCUGUCAGCAGCUGAGAUACAUUUCAGACACUGUGAUAAAUCAGUAUAUCACGAUAUUUAGCUGCUGAUAUAUUACGAUGUUGAAAACCAGAUAUCGCCCAGCCCUAGUCGUGGGUCAGCCAACGUGGAGGAAAGGGUAAGAGCAGGAGAGCUUGCACAUGUCAUACACAUUACUUUUUUGGGAGGUAGCUAGAGAUGAUGCAUUUUCUCCUCCCUCCACUAUCCCCCAAACAGGAAGUCACCCCAUUAUGUUUGUCGGCUUUUUAAAAGUCUUUAUGCCUUCCGAAGUGGUUUGUCAUGUGGCAAAGGCUUCUGCUCUUUGGAAAGCAGAAGUCUAAAGUUCCCUUGGGUGUGUAGUUAGGUUGCAUAGUUCUUUGAAUCCUGACAACUAGCAGUAGUGGUGCUGAUGAUUGCUGUCGGUGAUAAUCAGACUCUGCUAACAAAUACUUCAUUGGUCAGAUAUGCUGCUUUUCUGAUGGGGCCCCUUGCCCUAUGUUUCAGUGUUACUUAUAUAUGUUUCCAGAUCUUCCCAGAUGAAUUGUAAAACAGUAGAAAGUCUGGAUUUUCCAGUAGUUUGUAGCAAGCAGAAGUUAAAUAACCAAAAUAUAAUAAUUACAUUUUUGAGAUAUUCACUUUUUAAAUUUUAAACUUUCCAGCUGGAAAAACAGUGCAACAGUUCUCCAAUUCAGUCCCUGAAAAUGAUUUAUUCUAGAAUUGUCUGAACAUCCUACAAUACCACCCUAAGCAAAGCUUUAAAUGAGCAUGCCAGUAAUUUGAUAUCCUUUUCAUUAGGCGAAAGCAGAAGAAAAGAAGCCCGAGGAACCACCAAAGCCAUCAGAACCUGAGAGUGAAGAAAGUGAUGUGGGUGAGUUAUUCAGUACUAUAUUGCAUGGUUUCCAUGUUGUAGAUGCAAUGUUUUGGCUUCAUUUUUCCUAUUUAGCCUCUUAUGUGGAAUAACUAGGAUUCUUCUAAUUAGUGGUGAUUUUGUUUGCAGAAAUUGAUAAUGAAGGAGUGAUUGAACCAGACAGUGAUGAACCUCAAGAAAUGGGAGAUGAAAGUCUUGAGGUAAUAAGCUUAAUUGAGAUUGGAACCGUCUCUCUUUGUAAAACCUCAUGUAGCUUUUUCGAUCAAUCAAUCAACAUUUCUGGAUUGCACAGCAUGAAAAUUUCUUUACAAUAUUUAAGAGCUAUCUAAACAAAUCCACCAUGAUACAAUCUGUACUAAUAUAUAGGAAACCAAUGCAGAACGUGGAUUUCAAAUUACCCUUUUAAUGUUAAGAAAAAUAACUGAUAUCUUAGAAAGAUUGUUGUGGCCAAAACAAAGGUGGAUCUGGCCAUCUCAUGGCUGCACAUACACUUCUGUAUCACAUACAUGUGCAAUACGCCAGGCAGAAGAAAUAAAGCAGUCCUGUUGCUUGCGAAAUGGAGACAAGGAGCUAGUGGGCUAGCAGGAAGAGCUUGCUGAGCUGGAUCAGACCAGCAGACUGCCAGUGCACCAGAUGUGUUCUACCAUAACUAAAUAGUCACUGAUCUAAAGGAUGGAAAAAUAAAUAAAAAGUUAAGACAAUUUCAACUAAUCUUCAUAGUCUGUGUGGCUUUUUAAAAAGAAGAAAUUUAUUGUUGAUAGAUAUUUUUCUAAUUGGCUUUAAGUAGUUUUGAAACACAUAUCCCUCUGCUGAGAUUCAGUUGAGUUGUAUAUUGAUACUCUAGACCAGGGGUCAACCACCUUUUUCAGCCGUGGGCCGAUCCACCGUCCCUCAGACCAUGUGGUGGGCUGGACUAUAUGGGGGGGGGGGAAUGAACGAAUUCCUAUGCCCACAAAAAACCCAGAGAUGCAUUUUAAAUAAAAGCACACACCAGGCAGGCCCCACAAAUAACCCAGAAAUGCAUAUUAAAUAAAAGGAUACAAUCUACUCUUUACAUGAUUCCUGGACCGUCCACAGGCUAUUGGGCCUUAGGUUGCCUACCCCUGCUCUAGACCUUUUAAAAUUUCUAGAAUUAAGAAUGCUUUCCAAAUACUUUGUGUGAAUUUGAGUCACUUUGUUUCUCUCUCCUUUAGGUAACGGAAGAGAUGAUGGACCAGGCGAAUGAAAAAAAGAUGGAAGCUAUUAAUGCACUAGGUGAAGGUGAGUUCUUUAUAAGGAAAAUUAAUUGCCUGACAAGCUUUUUAGAGGUAAACAAAAUAUGUAGUCUAGUAUACUUCUAUUUUUUAGGGUGGGUUGUUCCAAAUUCACCAUAACUUCGAUUCAGAUAGUGCAGUGAAUGCCUGUCUUUAAAAUAAUUUCAUUUCCCAUUUGAUCCAGAAAAAGAAUAAUUUUAUUUAAAAUGCUUGAGACUAAGCAUCUUGUCUUGAUACCUAAAAUAUGAUGUUAUAGCCACUAGACUAUGGGUAGGCAAACUAAGGCCCGGGGACCGGAUCCGGUCCAAUUGCCUUCUAAAUUCCACCCGCGGACGGUCCGGGAAUCAGCGUGUUUUUACAUGAGUAGAAUGUGUCCUUUUAUUUAAAAUGCAUCUCUGGGUUAUUUGUGAGGCCUGCCUGGUGUUUUUACAUGAGUAGAAUGUGUGCUUUUAUUUAAAAUGCAUCUCUGGGUUAUUUGUGGGGCAUAGGAAUUUGUUCAUUUCCCCCCCUUCAAAAUAUAGUCUGGCCCCACAUAAGGUCUGAGGGACGGUGGACCGGCCCCCUGCUGAAAAGGUUUGCGGACCUGCAGACUAGACAAACUUUCUGGGGAGAGGAAUUCAGUAACCAGGAUGUCAGAAGCAUUGCCUACCACUUGAUUGCUCAUGGUGGUGAAACUCUGAGAAAGGCUUCUCCGUCAACCUGCAUGGGAAGAUCUCAGCUCCCAUGUAGAUUGACAGAGAAGAAGUAGUCCUUAAGGGACCAGUGUUUCAAACUGUAAAAGCCUUUAAAGCAAGGUUAAAGAGAAAUCUUCUUUAUGUUAUGGGCCACUGACCUGCAGGUAAAAAAACUCUGGAGGGCCAGGCAAAUUGCCUCUCACUCAUCAGGCUCCCCUCCCCUGCAGGUCCUACCAAGGUGUGUGUGUGUCUGCCUCACUCUCACAGACUAUUUUUCUCUCCCCCCACUCUCCCCCCCCCCCAAGAGGCAAGGGAGGAAGGGCAUGUUGUUGGGCUCCGUUGCCUAAAUGCAAUCCAUAUACAUUUCACAUAGUCAUUCCAUGGGGAUACCACAGUUGACGGUAUCAAAAGAUGCUGAGAAUACUAGGGGUAUCAAAAGGGUUGUAUUUCUCUUCUCUUGGCACUGGUUAUCACAAAGGGUGAUCAAUGCGGUUUCUACAACAAAACAGGACUUGGAACAAAGUUAAAUUUGUCCAGAAAACCCUACGAAUAUCUGUGGUUGCGCAGCUGCAAUCCACUUGAGUGCCUUGUCCCAAAAGAGGAUGUCUGCAACUUGCCAAUGAGACAAGACUGAUGGCACUAUGUACCAUUCCCUUUAUUCCAUAUGUCCAGUACUCCUAAUUAAGACAAGUAUAUCAUGUAGAAGACAGAAGUGCCUGGCGUGCUCUGGUCCAUGGGGUCACGAAGAGUCGGACACAACUAAACGACUAAACAACAACAACAUAUCAUGUAGAUGUCUUCUUUGGGGGUACAACUGAAGCCUUAUUUAUAUUUCCAGGUGAACUUCAGAAAGCCAUUGAUUUGUUCACAGAAGCCAUCAAGUUGAAUCCACAACUGGCUAUCUUGUAUGCCAAACGAGCCAGGUGAGACUUUAAAUUUGAAAACAAGUGCAUUAGAGGAUGCCAAACUACAUAUACCCAAACACAGCUUAGUCUAGACUAAUUAACUCCAGAAUUCUCUUGCUAAAUGAAUUGUUAGUAAAAUGUACAUAUUGUACAAAAUGUGACAAUAUGCCUUGACCUGGCUGCAAAAAAACUGUUAUGCCUUUUGUGCCUCUUGGUUAAAUCUAUUUUGAUAAGCUCCUGUGCAAGCCAACAUACAGUCUUUGAUAUUUUGAGGUGCUGUUAUUCACCUGAAAAGUCCUGUUUGUGGUUGUGGAAUAAUAAGUGUAAAUGUCAGUUUUCUAAAUUGCUAUGUGCUCAUGGCUGUGUUUUCUUAUGACCCUGUUCCAUGUUCUCCUUCCCAUAUACCUCUUCUCUUUCCCUUGUCCUUAAUGUUACCAUACCUGUAUACAUAAAAUCAGAUUACAGAAUGACAUUAUGAAAAAGCAAGCAUUUUUAUUUUUCUUAGCACACUUGGACAUAAUUUAGAUGUCAUAUUCCUAAUUUUGAUUUUUGUCUUGAGUAAGACAGAGUAAGUAUGUGUAUUUAUUGAAGGACUUAGCUAAAUUAAGUUGGAGGUUGAGAUUCUGCUUAAUGUUGCUUCAUAGAAGUCACUGUCAGAUAAAAAUUGAAGCAAUAGGUGAUUGAUGCCAUUAAUACCAAUCUUAGAAAAAGAAAAAUAUAUAAGCCAUUAAACCACAUUAUUAUUGAAAUUUUUUAAAUGAGCAUUAAAAGCGCAACAUACGUGUUAGAAGAGGAUGUAUCCAAAUUACUGAAGCAGCUUGCAGUUUUUGGGGAAGUAGAAGGGGAAAAAAUAUGAUUAGGCAGCAUGACUGUCAUGUAACUUGUAGCAUCUCUAGACUCCAUUCUGAGUACCCAAAAAUGUGCAGCUGAUAGUUCCUUAAACAUAUUUGAUUUUCUUGUUGUCAACAGUGUCUUUGUGAAAAUGCAGAAGCCAAAUGCUGCCAUCAGAGAUUGUGAUAGAGCCAUUCAGAUUAACCCUGAUUCAGCACAGCCUUACAAAUGGCGAGGGAAAGCCCACAGGUAAAUAAACUAACCUCUCUUUACACUGUACUACUCUGAUUAAUGAAAAUACAAAUUUUCCAGUCUGGUUUGCUGUUAAACAUAAUCCAGUUGCGUAGCUGGUAUUUUUUAUUAAAUUGAUUCAACUCGUGAGUGUCUGGUUUUAUAACUAAAUUGUUGCAAUCUGCCCCAAUACCUUAUUGUGAAGGGCAGGUAAGAUAAUAUUAACCAUAUAUAAGUGCACAUUUUUGUACUGUUCUGUUACCACUAUAAAUGUAAAACUUGAAAUUAAGGGACGGUUUGGAUUCGAAAAAAUACAAGUACCAUAAUAAUGAAAUGGAAAGUUUCUGUGUGGUUUUCAAGCUGUGCAUAUCUAUGGGUUUUCUUUUAGCCCAAGAAUGACGAACAUGCGGCCCUCUGGAUGUUUUUGGACUCAAAGCCCCCAUAAUCCCCAGCCAGCAUGAUCAGUGUUCAGGGAUGGUGGGAGUUGUGGUCUUCAGAAGUUGUUGGACUAAAGGAUGCCCACCCCCAUUUUAUGCCAUGGGUUAAAUCUGAUUUUAAAAUGUCUUGCAUCUUGUCAUUGCCAGGCUGUUGGGUCACUGGGAGGAGUCUGCACAUGACCUGGCAUUAGCCUGUAAACUGGAUUAUGAUGAAGAUGCUAGUGCCAUGCUGAAGGAAGUGCAGCCCAGAGUGAGUGACAACAGGAAUACAUAUUUAUUUUCUUACAUUUUCUAUCCUGGCUUUCUUUUUUUGUGGAACCGAACACAGUGUAUAUGUGAUUCCCCAGAGCUCCUUAGCUUGAACAGAGUGGUGGCCUCACGUGCCUUCAGGCUGUACCUUGGGACAUCAAUAAUUUAUUGCCUUGUUUAUGGUUUGUCUUCUGUGGUGUUAGGCAGAACUUAUUUCAGAAACUGGUGUCGGAAUUAUGCAUGGCCUCAUAGUUCAAAACUAAGGAUGCUGUGAUUCCAUCCUCAAACUUCCAGACGAUUGCUGGAAGUAGACAAGUUUGCCAUGUGUCCACUGCAUGUCUGUGAGUAAGCUCCUAUAACAUCUGAAGGGGAAAUGUGUGUGUAUGAUAUGGGCAUGUGUUCCCAAUAUUUGUGGGAAAGGAGCAGUGGGAAAACUGUAGAUACAUCUGCUGCAUAAAAUGUGGAUCAUCCAAGAUCAUUGCAUUGGCUAGAACGCAUGGUUUUUUUUUUACUGAUUUGCAGCAUUGCCGCAUGGGAGUGCUGUCAGCUGUGAUUACAAACAGUUCAAAAAAUUAUUAACUUCAGCCUUGUCUCUAGAGAAUCACUCCUUGUUUUUGCAAGCAGGCCUUUAUAUUCAAAGAAUAUUUUUGAAUAAUUGUUUAACUGUACUGUUUCAUCUGGUCUGGCAUUCUGUAUAUCAUAUGUGGAGACCUUUGGCCCUCCAGAUCUUGAACGAAACUCCAAUCUUCCUGACCAUUGGCCAUUCUUGCUAGGGGUGAAGGAAGUCUUAGUUCAGCAGUGUCCAUAGGGCCAAAUGUUUGACCUUACUACUGUAAGUUUAGGAUUGACAUUAGCAAGGGAUAAAUCUUAACCUUGUACAAAAGGAAGACCCAUCAAGUAGGUCAUAAAUUUUGAUAUCUCAUAAUCAUGUGUAUAAUUGAACAUUUCUGAAGCUUUGAUGUGACAGCCUGGCUUCUGCUUCCUCUCCCUGCCAAUGUGUAUCUGGAGCUGCUCUCUCCACUGUAUUAUUUCCCACAGAUAGAAUGAAAAUUUGAUUCAACAAGCCUAAGUCUUCCACAUACUCUUUUUACUUCAUUGACAACUCCUAAAGACUGGCAUAUGUCUCCCCUUUUCCAUGGCUUUUAUGGAUGAAAAGAAGAGAAGGCAUUUCAGAGUUGUAGGAAACGCCUCUGCUCUGUCCAUACUCAUUGUUACAGUCUCCAUGUCUAUUGCUUUAUUGUUUGCCACAUGAAGAGGAGUGGGGAUGUUUAGGAAAUGCCUGUUGUUGCUAGGUGGGCAGGACCAACUCCUGUGAAGACGCCUUAGGGCAGUUCCCUCCUCCCACUCAUUGAAACUGCAGCACAGAGAAUGAUAAUAAAAACAUGAACAACUAAUUGAAACAGUAUAAUUUCACAAGCCAGAGGACCAAGUAAGAUAGGCUAGUCUCAGCCACAGGGAUUGAAAUUAGCAGGGUGCCAGGCGCAUUUCACGCCCAAAGAUUCUCCAUUUGUAAAAAGCUCAAAAGGUUUAGGUGCCAUUUUUUGUGCCUGGCUGAUACUCAAGGAUUUCUGAAAUGUAUAUGCUUUGAAGCCUCAAAGUAUAUGUCAGGGAUAGCCAAAAUGUUAAUAAGGAGUUUAACAGUAAAGAGUAGGGUGUGGUGUACCAAUAUUUUUGUUGUAAGCACCAAAUGAAACAUGUAUUAACAAUUUCUGUUAAAAUGUGAUAUUAACAAUGUGUCACUUAUGUGAUUUGUGUAUUAGUUCAUGUGUAUCAAAAUAAUAACUAAAGCGUGUUGCCAAAAUUUGGCUCCUAGCUUUUCUAUCCCAGUUUCUAGCACUGCUGAGCCAGGGCAGACUUAGAAUCCUAGAAUUGUAGAGUUAGAAGCACAAGGGUCAUCUAGUCCAACCGCCUUCAAUGCAGGACUCAUUUGCCCAAAGUCAGGCUUGAACCCAUGAUCCUGAGAUUAAGAGUCUCAUUCUCUGCUGACUAGGCUAUAGUUGAGACUUGACCUAGUUGGGAGCCUACUACUGAAAGUCUCUUUAAAGUUUUUGAUAAAAGAUGCAGAAAGGCGUCCUUUAUAAUAUCUGGAGAAGCAUCUGGAAGCUGAAACCUAUGAAAAAUAGUGUAAUGGCUUCUUUAAGUAGCAGUGUUAUGGAUACUAGGAGCUUUUGCUGCCAAAUACUGAUGACAACUGAAGGCAUGUUUUUUUCAAUACAGUGGUACCUCGCAAGACGAAUGCCUCGCAAGACAAAAAACUCGCUGGACGAAAGGGUUUUUUGAGCUGCUUCGCAAGACGAUUUUCCCUAUGGGCUUGCUUCGCAAGACGGAAACGUCUUGCAAGUUUGUUUCCUUUUCUUAACACCGUUAAUACAGUUGCGACUUGACUUCGAGGAGCAACUCAUAGAACGUGGUGUGGUAGCCUUUUUUGAGGUUUUUGAAGACUUUGGUGAUUUUUGAAGCUUUUCCAAAACUUUCCCGACACCGUGCUUCGCAAGACGAAAAAAAUCGCAAGACGACAAAACUCGCGGAACAAAUUAAUUUCGUCUUGCGAGGCACCACUGUACAUCAUGUUUUGAGAAGCCUUGUUGAUACCACUGACCCAAAAUGUGAUAUCCCUAGAGCCUAAAGUUUUGUAUGCCAAGUGUGUAGUAUACUCCCUGGUAUUUUACAUUUUGAACAUUGGUUUUAGCAUUUCUGGCUUCUAAAUAUGCUAUGUUGUCUAGAUCAAGGGUGGCAAAUUUGCAGGCUAGCCUUGGCCUGCCAAGCCAUUUCUGGUGACCUACCACCCUUUGGGAAAAUUGACUUAUCUCCUCCAUCCACAGGAGUGCCUGUUCACCAGUUAACAUGGUUCUAUUGCUAAGGGGUCAAGCACUGCAGAAAGAGGAAGGUUGGUCAAUUCUUUCCACCACAAUGCUGGGUUAGGAGAGGAUCCUAACCCAAUGUGGCCCUGAGGCUGAAAAAUGUUAAGACACUCCAUUAUUGAUUAAGACUUUUUAAGUGGCAGUCUUCAUCCUUUAGCUUGGCUUGGCCAGAACACUAUAAGCAAUCCUCUCAAAAUAUUUUUACACAUGAGUUGUAGUAUAAACUCCUAGAUAGGUUUCCAGACUUUUAAAGCCUGGAUAAUUGUUUUCACUAUGUUCACUCAUACCAUCAGCAGCUUCAGGCUGCAAGUUUUGCCCUCUUGUGAAAUACUGACUUCAUAUCCUGUGGGACCCAGCAACAUAUUGAAUCUUAAGUUGCAUGUUGAAGAGAAGGUAUGUGUCUUAAAUAUCUAAUUUUCAGUACUAGAAAAGAAUUGGCAGAGUACCAAAACAAUUAAAACUAGUUGAACUAGGUAAAGUGCUAAGAUUGUAUUUUAAAGAUGCUCUGGAUUCAUAUGACCAAUACCCACCCUCUGUGCUUCAGGCUCAGAAGAUUGCGGAACACAGAAGAAAAUAUGAACGAAAGCGUGAAGAAAAAGAAAUCAGGGAAAGGAUGGAAAGAGUAAAGAAAGCUCGAGAGGAACAUGAGAGAGCUCAAAGGGUGAGAGCUUAAUAAAGCAUGUACAACAGGAAAAUAACCCAGCAUAACUCUAUCCAAAAAUGUGCAUGGAAAUAGGCUAAAAAAGGGGCACUUCUACAGUUUCAAAUGCUAACCUAUAUUUUAGAAUGUCUGUCUUUAACUGAGUCUGUAUUUAGUUGCAGAGAACUUCAAAAUGAUAACUAUUUUUUGUACAGGUAACUCACAUCUUACACUUAUUAUACGUACAGUGGUGCCUCGCAAGACGAAAUUAAUUCGUUCCGCAAGUCUCUUCGUCUUGCGAGUUUUUCGUCUUGCGAUGCACGGUUUCCCAUAGGAAUGCAUUGAAAAUCAAUUAAGGCGUUCCGAGGGAAACCGCCUUCAGACCCGGUCCGGGGACUGUCUGUCCCCGGACCUCUACGGAUGGCGGGGGGGGGGGGGCAAGGGCUUUUCUUCCCACCCCAGCAUUUUAAAAAACCCCGGGACAGCGGAGGACUUCUCCGCUGUCCGGGCGAUCUUAAAAUGCUGGCGGGCGGCAUUUUAAAAUCACCCCGGGACAGCGGAGGACUUCUCCGCUGUCCGGGCAAUUAAAGCCCCUGGGAAGGCAGGCAGGGGGACAAAGACUUUUGCCCCCGCCAGCCUUCAGAAGAGGUCCUGGACCUCUUCUGAAGGCGGGCGGGCGAGUCUUUGCUCCCCGCCUUCAAAAGCCCUCCGGGACAGGCAGGCAGGGGAGCAAAGACUUUCGCCCCCGCCCGCCUUCAGAAGGUCUUCCCUCCCCCGCCCGGCUCGGAGCACCGUUCCGAAGCCGGGCGGCGGCGGAGGUCUUCCCUCCCCGCCCGGCUCGGAGCACCGUUCCGAGCCGGGCGGCGGGGAGGUGUUCCCUCCCCCGCCCGGCUCGGGCACCGUUCCGAAGCCGGGCAGAGGCGGAGGUCUUCCCUCCCCCGCCCGGCCCGGAGCACCGUUCCGAAGCCGGGCGGCGGCGGCAGGUGUUCCCUCCCCCGCCCGGCCCGGAGCACCGUUCCGAAGCCGGGCGGCGGCGGCAGGUGUUCCCUCCCCCGCCCGGCUCGGAGGAGCCUUCCGAGCCCGGCGGCGGCGGGAGGAGGUGUCCCCGCCCCGCCGCCAGGCUUCGGAGGAGGUCCGAGGACAGUGGGGAAGGCGCGCUGCGCUUCCCCGCUGUCCCUGAGAUUUCCCUAUGGGCUGUCGUCUUGCGAAGCAAGCCCAUAGGGAAAUUCGUUUGCGAGCGCCUCCAAAACGGAAAACCCUUUCGUCUAGCGGGUUUUCCGUCUUGCGAGGCGUUCGUCUUGCGGGGUACCACUGUACUUAACAUGAUCACGGCUUUAUGCACAUCACCAAUUUUCUUUUUAAUUUUUUUUUUAAAAUACCAUGAAAAUGUGAUGCAAGGGGUGGAAAGGGGUGGCUGAGCAGGAAAAAACUGCAAAAGAUCCUGGUAGUCUUUGUGAAAGUGUUUGAGUGUGGUUGAAGAGUGCAGAGUGUGAAGAGAAGGCAGAGGAGGUAGCAGAGAGUUAGAGUGGCUGAUUGAUGGAGACCAAAGAGACUUGUGGAGAAGUUUGGAGAGACAUUGGUGGAGGUUGGAGUGUGGAAGAAGCAGUUAGAGAGGGAGAUUGAAGGAGGUUGGAGAGACAUCACAGGAGUUUGGAAGAGGUGGUUGGAAGAGGUCUGAAGGACUUGUGGAGGGGCUUGGAGAGACAUUGGAGGAGACUUGGAGGAUUGUGGAUGAGGUGGUUAGAGCUGCAGAAUGGCCGCAAAACACAAGACAUCCUCAUUAUCAUCAGCUGCUGAGAAACGAAAGAAUAAGUGAAGGAUGGUUCCCACACUGGAAAAGAAGUUGGCUGUGCUGAGCUGCUUGAGAGCUGGCAUGUCUGUGUGUGCUGUGGCACACAAAUAUGGCCGGAAUGAGUACAGCAUCCAUGCCAUCAAGGUGCAUGAAAAUGAGGUCCAUGGAGGAGUGGCAGUAAGUGCAUCCCUGGCUGCAAAGGUGACCAGCCUUUGGUGAAGACAAAGAAGGCACUGAACUUGUGGCUGGAAGACAAGAACCAGAAACAUGUUGCUAUGGAUGGCAGCUUCUUGUGCCACAAAUCUCUCAGCCUCUGUGGCCACAGUAAACUUUCCACUACAGUUGGGAAUCAGCAAGGGAUUUAAAGCCAGCUCAGGUUGCCUUAAGAGCUUUAAGGUCUGUUUCAACCUGAAGAAUGUCCAGGCAAUAAGGCAGGCUUCAUCUGCAGACAAAGAGACUGUGAAAACAUACCCUGCACAAUCAAAGUAGCUGCUGGACAAGUCCUGUCUUCCAGAGCAAGUCUUCACUUUAGACGAGACAGGACUUCUCUGGAAGAAAAUACCUGAGCAGACUUGCAUUGCCAAGGCUGAAAAGCAAACCCCUGGCUUCAAAGCUGGAAAGGAUAGAGUAGCUGUGCUGCUCUGUAGCUAUGCAGCUGGACACUUAAUAAAGCCAUGCUUGCUGUACAGGUCUCAAAACCCCUGUGCAAAAGGCAAGGAGAAGAAUACUUCCUGUAUUUUGGUAAUUUUGGUAAUUCAAUGAAAAGGCCUGGGUGACAUCAUCAUUUCUAGACUGCCUCCAUAACUGCUUCUUUCCAGAGGUGAGACAGUUCCUCAGAGAGAAACAACUGUGGUUUAAAGUGAUAAUGCUUAUGGGCAUUGAAGGACUCUGCUUCACACACAGCAAGGUAGCCCGCCCUCCCGCCCCCGCCCCCCUGCAUAGGACAUCCCUCAUCUAGCCUCUGCAUCAAGGUGUGAUCCACUGCUCCAAGACUACUCACACAAAGCUCAUCACCUGGAUUAUCAAUGCAAUGGAUGCUGAUCCAGCUCUUGAUUCCACGGUAUGCUGGAUGUCCUUCAGCGUUACCCAUUGCGUCACCCAUUGUGGAUGCAGUCAAGCCUGAAACAGUGAAUGCAUGCUGGUGGAACUUGUGGAAGGAAUGUGUGCAUGAUUUCAAGAGAUUUUCAAGCACGGUCACUGAGGUGGAGGGCAUUGUGCAGAUGGCUAGGCAAGUAGGUGGUGAUGGCUUUGUUGGCCUCAUCCAGGAAGAAGUAGAAGAACUACUUGAGGGCCAACAGGUAUUGACUGCUGAAUAGCUAGAGAGAAACUGGUCAGAUCAAGUUUAGAAUGUGAGGAUGAGGAUGGAGAGCAAGUUGGAACCUGCAGAAAUUUUCUCAACUCUUCCAAGUCAUAAAGCACACAAAUGAUCUGAUUGCAGAGUUUGACCCCCUCAUGGAACUCAGCCUCAAGAUCAUCUGUGGGAUUACAGACACUGAGACCAUGCAAGGAAAUGUUUGAUGCAUUCAAGAGACAAUAGUGGCAAUUGUGCUCAUGCAAUCCACCCCUAGAUCUGAACCACAGCCAAGCACUUCUUCUGGCUAUCUGGCAACCCCCCAUGUCCUCAUAUCAUCCCCUAAAGCAUCAUUUAGCAAGGAAGAGGAGGAGGAAGACUAAGAGCCUUAUUUGUCACCCACUGAUGAGUGCAGUGAUUUAUUUAUUUUUACAGUUUUCUAGGGGUCGUUAUGGCUUUGCGCUGCUUAUAUGUGCAAUGGCCAAGAACAUAACCCCUGCUGCGUAAGAUGCGAGUUACCUGUAGUUUGAAGCCCAGUGCUAUAAACACUGAGGGAGCAGCAACAAACUUGAGCAUUAAAAUAAAUAUCACAACUAUUUUCUUUUCAAAACUCACUCUUCCAGGGGCCUAGAAAUUCAGUAUUAUCCUGGAGUGAAGCAGUAGUGCAGAACCUAAGAGCAUGUAGGGUCUAUAUAGUAGGCUUUGGAUCCAGUUGUAAUAGCCUUCUCAGCUUUCUAUAUCUAAGCUUGAUUAGUUGGAGAGCAUGUGAAGUUUUCUCAUGAUUUAUUGAUUGCAGGAGGAAGAGGCUCGACGACAAACGGGAGGACCUCCAUUUAGUGGCUUCCCAGGUGGCUUCCCAGGUAUGUGUUCAUUUCAAAGCAUGAAUAGCAACAGAGAUGGUAACUUAAUGGAUCUGGGUCUUCGCAUUUUGUUUAACUUGCUACUGGGGCAAAAGAAAAGUUUUACUUAUGUAAGUUUGGUUUUUCUAAGCAAGAGGGAAAUUUGUUUGGCUGUUGGAAGGGAAUAUCUGUAUGUGAAGGGAACACAUAACUACUCAUAGAAACAAACACUCACUGUAGUGGCCUAGGAGACCAUGAAAGUGACUUGGGGGCUGGAAAAGAGGGAGAUGUUAUUGAGACCUGAAGAGCCUCACCCAUAUCAUCCUGCCCCCCCACACUCUCACUCCUUUGCAACCAAAGAGAAAGCCUUUCUGGACAUGGCAUGCCAUCUGUAAGCAUAUGGCAGCCAUCUGUAGACACAUUCCCAGAAAGGCUCACCUCACUGCUUUUAGGGACCAGAGAACCUCUUUUUAUUCUUUUUGUAUUUUAGGCAUUUUACGGUCUUAACUGCUUGCUGUGUUUAAACUGUGGGUUGUUUUUUAUGUGGUUGUUUCUUAAUCCUUUAAUUUUAUGAACCGCCCUGGAACCAAAUCUAAUGAAGGGUGGUAGAUAAACAAACUUGCUAAUAGCAAAUCUUAGAAAUCAUGUACACUGCAGAAUUGCUUGCCCAUACAGCCUCCUCUCUUGUGUUUUGCUUUAUUGGUAAGAUCGUAUAGAGUAUGUACAACUUGCUGUGCUGCAGUAAUCCUUCACAUACAAUUUGCUAAAGAGGCCAUGAUAAUACAUUCCUCUGUUUAUGAUAAGACAAAGCCUUGAGGUAGCAUAACUAUUUCACAGGUAACCUCCAGCUGAAAGCAACCAUAUUUGGACCCAGAAGAUUAAGUGGGUAUAGGAGUGGGUAUUGGAACACAGGAUAAAGUCUUGACCUUUGUUCAAGAAAAGUUUUAGUUCCCUUGCUCUCCUGGCUAUAGGAGGCUUCCAAAGAACAGUAAUAUGUAAGGAUGUAUCACACAUGUGAAAGCAGGAUAUGCUUUGCUGCAGGGUUUGUACCCACAGGUGCCAUGGAGCCCCCAAAGGCCUUCAUUGGCACCUGCAGGCAUCAUGCUGCCUGUGAGAGCUGGGUUGGUUUCCCUUGAUAUUGGGGCGGGGGGGAGGCGGGCUGUAGAGGAUUUUUAAUGGCAGAGCAGUUGCUUCAGCUGGAAAGGCUGCUUCCUUGCAUUCUGGUUGGUUUGGCAGGAUGUUUGAGCGGCGGGUUAGGAAGUGGCAGGGAUGGCCCAUCCUGUUUGCUUGUUGCCCACCAGCUAUGUGGAACUGGCAGCAGGCACUUGUUGCUUGUUCACCCCAUGUAGGGGCUCCAUCUGUGUGUGUGAUUAAGAUGCACUUUGGAGAUGGAGAAGAGGUAUGUGUGACAGAGAAGGAAGCAGAGGUAUGUAUGUGGUGCAGUCUGUAAGGGUGGGAGGGCAGGAAGUACGAAUGUGUGGUCUCAGAAAGAAAAAUGGGUGCACUUGGACAGAGAGAGAGGGAGAGAGAGUUGUGUUUGAGUGGGAGUACGUGGCAUAUGUGUGUAUGAGAGAGAUUUAUGUGUAUAUGUGGUCUAUUUGGGUGCUCUGUGCAUGCACAUGCAUAAAAGUGUGUGUGACCACUUUGUAUAUUUUUCCUUGAACUGCGGAAUGCUCCCCAUUACUAGACAGCAACAUCACUGGUUUGUGCAUGGGUAUUCAGUAUAGUGUGCAAUCAGAUCUAGCAGGACAUAGCUGACUUCCCAUGGCAAGCAUGAGAUUGUCCAGGGGCUUGGGGAGAAAGCAGCAAUGACUGUACUCACUCUAAUUUUUUUGUUAUGCCACACCCCUCAUGACAACCAUUUUGCAUUAUGCCACACACCCUAUGGUAGCCAUUUUGUGACUAGCAUCCAUAACACUUUCUCAAAAUGUGGCCUCUGGUCCAGAAAGAUUGUUGAUCCCUGCUCCAAGUCUAUGCUUUACAUUUUCAGGUAAUUUUCCUGGUGGCAUGCCUGGCGGUAUGCCUGGUGGCAUGCCUGGAAUGGGGGGCAUGCCUGGUCUCAAUGAAAUUCUCAGUGACCCUGAAGUUCUUGCAGCCAUGCAGGUGAGAACAUAGAACAAGUAAAAUAAUGAUGAUUGAGAGAUUUAUGGAGCCCUGAUUCUUCAUAUGAGUUGUGCUUGUUCUCUAAGGACCUUCCCCCAAAUAGUUGAUUAUUCCAACAUUCAUUUAUUUUCAGUCAUUUUUAUUCUGCUUUGAAAAUGCCCUCAGGGUAACAUGUGGCCUUUGUAACAAAUGACACCUCUUAACAAGAGGAAUCUUAACUGCAAGAAAUACCACUUGAUGUGGCUAAACAGCCUAUGAAUACAAUUUUUAUAUAAUUGUUUUUAUAUAUUUUAUAUUAAUUUUUAUAUAAUUGUUUUUAUAUAUUUUUAUAUUAAUUUUAUAUAUUUUAAAAACAAUUAUAUAUAAUUAUAUAAUUGUUCUCAAGGCCGAUGGGGGUCUUGUCAUCUGGACAGCCCAGGACCUCCAUAUAUACUGCCGAGGUUUGCAUCCCGGUGAGGUCACUUCAGUGCUGCCAACACAGAGGUUUGACUUCACCCCCAGAGAUGCACUCCAUUGUCUCUCAAGACAGAUGGAUGCCAACAACAACUAGCAUAUAGUUGAUUUUAUAUUGUAUUGUGGCCUUAACAUGGAUAUGAAAGCCCACUUAAUUUCAUACAACAGUACAAGCCAUUUCCCCUCUUUUUGUUUUACAGGAUCCAGAAGUCAUGGCAGCUUUCCAGGAUGUUGCACAGAACCCAGCAAACAUGUCAAAGUACCAGAAUAACCCCAAAGUCAUGAAUCUCAUUGGCAAACUAUCAGCCAAAUUUGGAAAUCAACCCUAA
Podarcis lilfordi (Lilford's wall lizard) is the source of this 20027-nucleotide messenger RNA. The record is from the annotation of a GenBank genome assembly. Lineage: Eukaryota; Metazoa; Chordata; Lepidosauria; Squamata; Lacertidae.